Molecule: messenger RNA, 1443 nt
Organism: Chaetomium strumarium
Lineage: Eukaryota; Fungi; Ascomycota; Sordariomycetes; Sordariales; Chaetomiaceae
Exons: 7
Coding region: 70-1443 (457 amino acids)
Source: RefSeq, a predicted model, not a curated record
GACACGUAUUCCCGGCUUUCUGUCUGUGUGGUUAACCUCGCAAAAGCAUAGCAUGAAGGCCAGGCCACAAUGCAGCCUCUCCUCUACUGUCUACCCUACUUUGCAUGGCUCGCUCAGGCAGGGGCGUUAACGCCAGCCGAGCUUCUGGCUCAGACCCCUCGGUGUACUCACCGUUGCAUCGCCGACGCCCUCGCUGGUCUCAAUGGCGAUUUGUCGAACGUGGCAUCGUAUGUUUGCGAAAACACCACGCUGCAGUCUGAGCUAUCAACGUGUACGCAGACAAGUUGUUUGUACGCGGACCAAGUGAACGCAGCAAAGUUGGAAACCGAACUCUGCGCUGCCUUUCCCAAGGCAUCUCGGAGCCAUGACGUUAACCGAGCAAUCAUCGUCGGCUGUGCCUUGGUGUUUCCGACUAUUGCACUCCGACUAUAUACUAGAGUCACUUGCACUGGGAGGCUGUGGGCAGAUGAUUACGCGACAAUCUUAGCAGCUGUUUUACUGGCAUCCCUCGCCAUCAUAGAUCUCUGCAGUGCACAUUUAGGUUUAGGCAUGCACUACUGGACAAUACCAACUGGGCACGGCAUCCUGAUUCUCAAACUAUUCUACGCCGAGUCAAUAAUCUACACUCUCCUCCUCAUUACCAGCAAGAUUUCCAUCUUACUGCUUUACGCGCGGCUCUUUCCUGUCCAGACGUUUCUGUGGGUCAUUAAAGGCCUAGGCGCCUUUCUUGGGUGUCAUGGUGUCCUCUAUGUGCUUCUCAUCGCGAUGCAGUGUCUUCCAGUCUAUACAAUAUGGGAUCGUUACGUGACCGACCGGAAGUGUAUAGAUGUCACGGCAGUUGCCUAUAGCAGCGGCGCGCUCAGCAUUCUUGAGGACGUCGCCAUUCUCCUCUUGCCCAUUCCCCAGGUGUGGCAGCUGAAGAUUGACCGCCGCCGACAGCUAGGGCUGAUAGCGAUAUUCAGCAUUGGUUCAUUCGCCUGUUUUACCUCGAUGAUUCGGAUGAAGUUCGUCGUGCAGUACAACGCUACGUUCGACGCAACCUGGAAUAACGUCGACAUAAUCGUUUGGUCUGCUAUCGAGCAGUUCACCGCUAUGUUCUGCGGGAGCCUGCCCGCCUUGCGUCUUCUUUUUAUUCGCGCUCACCGUAGGGCCUCCGCGGAGAUAAGGCAGAGAUACGACAACAUGCCGUCACGCGCCUUGCCGUCCAAAAAUUCCAUUCCAACCCAGUCUCCGUCGCGAGGGAUAUGGAACAACCAGGCCGCCGAUACACAGGCGAACAGUGCCUGCACCGGCAACCAGAUCGGACAAGGCGAAGACGGUAUUCGGGUGACUACGGUCGUCCAAGUUUCGCAGGAGCCCGGAACAUGGCUUGAUGAUAGCACACAAAAUCAUGACGAAGACGUCGAAGUGACAAACAGGACGAGAAUCGUCACCCGCAGGUAG